AUGGAUAAUGCAGCUAAUAAUGGGACAUUUACGAUUUUUCUAGAACAAGAUUUGCUGCACUGUGGAUUUCGUUUCUGUGCUGUUGAGAAGCGAAUAAGAUGUUUUGCCCAUAUCGUGAAUCUUGCUGCAAAGGCAGUUACAUCUGCUAUUACAGCCUUGAAUGCUGUUCUUCUGGAAGAGAGCAUGGACAUCACCCAAGAUCCCAUAGCUGCUGUUAGGGCUCUUGAAAUUGAAGUAUUCUUGGAUAAAAGGGAUUUCGCUGAUCUUCGUAGGUAUCAACUCUCCGAAGAGGAAUGGAAAGCAUUGGACAUUAUCCAUCAGAUUUUGGCAAAUAUGAAGGAGACCUUCCCCCCAGCAGCGUCAGCCCUUGAUGAUGGACUCAUCAAACUUGAGACCUACAUUGAGCGACUGGAUAUUGUUCCAGCAUAUAUACUAGCAACAACAGAGGAGGAUGAGGCUCGGCAAUUAUUUUUACACAAGCUUCGAGAGUACCAGUCUUUAACCUCAAUCCCAUCAACACCUGCACAGUCACAAAUAUCAGAUCCACAUGGAAGUCACUGGGCAGAUGAUCUACUUGGUGACAAUCUCUUUGAUAUCACAAUGCAUCCGCAAAGUCUCGAGGCUGAAGUUGAUGCCUACUUAUCCGAUGUCAAGACUAGUCACAAUAUUGUGAAAUAUUGGCAGCAUCCAGCUCCAAUGAAGCUUCCAUUAGAAUCUUCAAAGGUGUCCAUGCAAUUGAAAACCUCAUCCAAAUCUGAUUGCGGACUGAGAUGGUCAAAGAGUGAAACGAUGACAAUGGUUGUCAUUGGAAGUGAGAAGAGCAGUGUGAGCAACAUCAAAGGAAGAGUCAAGAUUGUGGAUGAUGGUAUCUCAGAUAAGGAAGUCAGGGAUUUCAUGAUUCAUGGCCUUGAGAGUGGUAGCAGCAUCAAGAAUGGUGCAGAUGUAGAUGUCGACAGGCUUGGAGGGAUCAUGGACAGCACCAAAGAGGACUUGGCCUCUUCUGGGUCCUUGGGCUUGGAGAUUUUGCCACUGAUGAUUAGGGCUGCAUGCCGUAACUGUAUUAUAUGGAUACUACCUGCCGACAUGUUCUCUUCUCUCCUGACUCGUUUCUUCCUUUUUCGUCGCUCCCAUAGAUCAAACACUGGAGGCCGUAUGAAGGAACACAUCGAUGCUGAAAACUGCGACGAAGAUGGACAGCCUGCUGUACCUACUAAUUCUUGCCGCUGUUGCAAGAAGGAUAAGAAGAAUGGGAAGAAAAACAAGCGGAGUGCUGGAAUGAAUAACAUCAAUUCCAAUCCAGACGAUGGCGACUUCUCCAUUGAGAGUGAGUCAGAGGAUAUGAAAUAUCGUCUCUGGCACGAGCGUGCGGCUAUUGGUAAGACUUUAAACGACUGUAAGAUAUCCGUACCGACACCAAAAGGCUUUCAGAUUAUGUUUUACGGUAUGGUAUACGGUAACUUCCAUUACCAACUAGGACCAGGACCUUACGGCCAUAUACCGUAUACGUUGAUGGCCUCUCAGAGCUUGAGGACAGAAGAGAUCAGGGAGGAGACACCAGAUAAGACCAUGAUUGAAGCAGGGAUAUGAAUGAAUGAAGUGGAAGUGGAAGAAAAGAGCGGAAGAAAGAGAAUGAGAGUUUGGGGGUGAAACACAGAUAGCAGCACAGAUAUAUCAAUUUAAGGUCAGAGGAGCUCGGGGCCCAUAACCUAUUGAGGAAUUAAGGUUGAGAAGCACUGAAUAGACAUCAAACAGGUGCUUGAUGGGCGCUAAACGAUCACG
Molecule: messenger RNA, 1779 nt
Organism: Desarmillaria tabescens
Lineage: Eukaryota; Fungi; Basidiomycota; Agaricomycetes; Agaricales; Physalacriaceae
Exons: 16
Coding region: 1-1587 (528 amino acids)
Source: RefSeq, a predicted model, not a curated record